Zingiber officinale is the source of this 2016-nucleotide messenger RNA. RefSeq names its product golgin subfamily A member 6-like protein 22. Gene Ontology annotation, molecular function: DNA binding. The coding region runs from base 727 to 1899 and encodes 390 amino acids. The record is from RefSeq and is a predicted model, not a curated record. The transcript has 11 exons. Lineage: Eukaryota; Viridiplantae; Streptophyta; Magnoliopsida; Zingiberales; Zingiberaceae.
CCCGAGCCUUCCUCCUCUCUUGCCCCCUGCUCACGCGCUCUGUUCUCUCUCGCGGACAAGCGACGCCGAAGGGAUUAGGGCUUCCAGCUCCGGCGAUCUUCCUCUACCGGAAUCGGCGCCCAUUGAGCUCAGAUCCGGGCGGCACUAUUCCUCUCCGGACCACAGACACGGCGUCGCGUCUCCUCUAGCCGACUGCCGACCUUUCUUCCCCGAUCCGACGCCACUGGGUCGAGCCUUUGUCAUCCGAUCGCCGGCGUGAAGAGACAAUUAGGGCUCUGAGGGUCAGGUCUUGGAUCCCUUCUUUGUUGUUGUUGAUUGAGGGUCAGGGGAAUCCCUGGUAUGCUGGUUCACGGAGCGGAGUGGGUGAUCCUUCUGGAAAUGAUCAGUUGAGGAGGGAGAGAUCGGAUCCAAUUACUUGCUGUAACCCACAGAUCAGUUCUUGGAUGUUUCUUUCUUUGCUGUGAUUGAGGUUUCGGUUGAAGUGGGGAGGAAUUUCAGCAGAGUUGCUGUGGUUUCUUUGAUCCAGCAAGGAAAUUCCUCUCACUGUGCUGUUGGCAGAGACUUUAGAUCAGUGAGGACUCUGAUUCGAGACAAGCGUCUCGACGUCGACUUUGGAUUUCGUGAUUUGUACCUUCUAUUUGAGCCCGAUCUAAUCCCAUUCGACAUGGAACCGCCGCCGACCAUGGCCUUUCGAUGUCUUCUUCGGCUGAAGAAUUUCUAUAAGAUAUGGAAAGGACUUACUUUUGUGGGAAGCCAAGUAUUCAUUCAGCAUUCUUCACCUAUGGUUUGAAAGAUUUUAAACCUAAACUUCCAUUCAAGCUGUUGCCACUUCCAAUAGCUACAUCAAGAGAGGCACACGGAAUAUUGACAUCCCUUAAUCCCUGUCCAAAAGUUCAUGAUGGAGAAACAUUGCAACUUUUGCUUGAUGUAGCACCAUCCGAAAUUAGUCCUCAAUUCUUUAGUUUAGGUUUAUCAACUGAGCAUUGUGAAAACAAGAAACCCGCCAGCCUUGGAUUUCAGACUUCUGUAUCCAGUGUGAAGUAUGAGAAAGGUUCCACUAAUUGUGAAAGUGCUCAAGGUGUCUCCCAUAAAGAAAUCCAGAGAAGACUGAAGAUUGGCGCAGCAAACAGAGGCAGGAUACCUUGGAACAAAGGAAAGAAACACAGUGAAGAGACUCGUGAACGCAUUAAGAAAAAAACACUGGAGGCCUUAAGCAACCCCAAGGUCCGGAAGAAGAUGUCUCAAUUCCAUCAUAGGCACAGUGACCAGAGCAAAUCUAGGAUUAGUUCUUCCCUAAAAAAGAUAUGGGAAGAGCGUCGAAAAAUUAAACGACUACAAGCCCAAUGCUACACAAUGUGGGCAAGAACUAUUGCUGAAGCAGCAAAAAUAGGAACUGAUGACCAAGAGGAAUUAGAAUGGGAUGACUUUGAGAAAAUGAAAGCAGAUUUCAUGACCCAACAAGUAAAACUCAAAGAAGAGAAAGAAAGGGCAAAAGUACGUGUGAAGCUAAGAGCUGAAAUGGUUGCGAGGGAGAGGGCUGAAAAAAUUGCAAAGCUCGCUGAACAAAGGAAACUACGGAAACAAAUGAUGGAAGAUAAACAGGUGGAGUCAUUUUCAAGAGAGAAAUCUGACAGAGAAAAGAAGAUACCAUUAUCCAAAAGUUUAAAACUCAAGGCAAGAUUAACUAAGUUUCGUGAACGCAAGAAGCAACUAAGCAAUUCCUGGAAAUUUGAAGCUGACAUGAUUGAAGAACCGAGGCCAGAGUUUAAGAAAUGGGACAUGGAAGUGAUUAAAAAUGAAAGUUUGAAACAAAUCUCACUUGCUGAUCAAAUCGAAGCCGUGAAGAACAGAACAGAGUUGUCAGGAAUAGAAAUUGUAGCAAAUGCAUCCAUAGAUUAGGAGAUGAUUGGUUCCAUGAUAUGAGAUUUACUUGCCUUGCGAGGACAUUAUGCCACAGUAGGUUCUUCAAAUUUUUUGUUCAAAUACUAAUCUUAUUAAUACUUUUUUGGGAAAUUA